Molecule: messenger RNA, 414 nt
Organism: Spirometra erinaceieuropaei
Lineage: Eukaryota; Metazoa; Platyhelminthes; Cestoda; Diphyllobothriidea; Diphyllobothriidae
Source: the annotation of a GenBank genome assembly
AUGGCAUCCACGGAGCAGGCGAGCAUUCCGUGGAAGGAGGAGGCUCAACGACGGCGCAUCGAAAAUGAACGUGCGCGGGAUGUGGAACGCAAGUGGGAGCACCUAAUCAAUACGGAAGGAGAGGGUGCGCCGGAGUGGAUGCGCGAAACAGCGCUGAAGAAGAAGGCGGCGAGAGACAAGCUGACUGCCAGUGGUAUACCCCCGUGGAUGCAAGAAGUCCAGCGCAGAAAUACCGGUCUAACCAAGAAAAUGCACGAAGCCCAAGCAAUCGGAGACAUCAGUCCGUCGGAACGAGCUCCUCAGCCAGAACCAACGACGACGGCUGAGUACACAAAAGAAGAGGAGGGUGUAGAAGCCAUCUCCUACACAGAGGCGCAAGAGCCAAAUAGAGGCGAGGAGGACGAGGGGAAUUAA